Messenger RNA from Lepisosteus oculatus (spotted gar), 5460 nucleotides. The record is from RefSeq and is a predicted model, not a curated record. Lineage: Eukaryota; Metazoa; Chordata; Actinopteri; Semionotiformes; Lepisosteidae.
GCUGGCCAGAUGGGCAGGAGAGGAGCUUCAGUCUGAGGCUGGGUUCAGUCGAGCGAGGAAGAAAGACUCUAACCAUGAGGUUCCUUAAUGUGGUGAAUACUCAGGACCAAGUGGCUGUAAAAGUGCUGGACACGCCCACUCUCCUCAUGACUGAGAUGUCUAUUGCUGUCGAACAGAGUAUUUGUCAAGCCCGAGCUGCUGUCAUGGUGUAUGAUGACGCCAACAAGAAAUGGGUGCCAGCCGGCGGCUCUACAGGGUUCAGCAGAGUCCACAUCUACCAUCACACAGGGAACAAUGCAUUCCGAGUGGUGGGACGCAAGAUCCAGGACCAUCAGGUGGUAAUAAACUGCGCCAUUCCCAAGGGGCUGAAAUACAACCAGGCCACACAGACCUUCCACCAGUGGCGUGAUGCCCGCCAGGUGUACGGUCUGAACUUUGGAAGCAAAGAGGAUGCCAAUGUAUUUGCCAGUGCCAUGAUGCAUGCCUUGGAAGUAUUAAACUCUCAAGAUACAGGUCCCACAUUGCCAAGACAGAACCCUCAGUUGUCCCCUCAAGUUCAAAAUGGGCCGUCACAGGAGGAGCUGGAAAUUCAAAGAAGGCAGCUGCAGGAGCAGCAGCGACUGAAGGAACUGGAGCGGGAGAGGCUGGAGCGGGACAGGCUGGAAAGAGAGCGACUGGAGAGGGAACGGCUGGAAAGAGAGCGACUGGAGAGGGAACGGCUGGAAAGAGAGAGGCUGGAGAGGGAACGGCUGGAAAGAGAGAGGCUGGAAAGAGAGAGGCUGGAGAGGGAACGGCUGGAAAGAGAGAGGCUGGAGAGGGAACGGCUGGAGCAGGAGCAACUGGAGAGGGAGAAGCUGGAGAGGGAGAGGCUGGAGCGAGAGCACCAUGAGCAGCAUGACAGGGAGCAGAUGGAGUGGGAGAGAGAGCGGCGGAUGUCCAAUGCUGCAUUCGAAAGCACCCUCUACACCACUCCUCCUCCGGAGUACUCCAGCUGCCUGCCCCCCGCUGCCCCCCCGCCUUCUUACGCUAAAGCCAUCGCCACUCCCCUGUCAUCCUCCAGCCCCGACUACACCGCUUCUCCCUCCCCUGCCGCUCCGCCCACCCCACCCCUGCGCCACUCCGCCUCCCGCUUUGCCACCUCGCUGGGCUCGGCCUUCCACCCUGUGCUGCCCCACUACGCCACCAUCCCCCGGCCUCUCAACAAGCACCCCGCAGCUCCUCCUGCCCCGGCACCGCUUCCCCCCGCCCCCCCUUCCACCAAAUCCAUGGUGUGGUCGGCUACCAACUUCAGCCCCCUCCCCCCGUCCCCUCCAGUCAUGAUCAGCAGCCCCCCGGGGAAAGCGGCUGGCCCACGCCCUGUCCUCCCCAUCCCCGCCCCCAGCCCCCUUUCUCAGAAGCCUCCACCCCUGCCGCCCCCUCCUCCACCUCCACCCCUUCCUCCUCUGUCCCUCUCGUCCUCCUCUCAGGUGUCUCCUACUUCCCCUAUCUCUCCCCUUGUGUCCUCGCCUUCAUCCCAGCCUGCUGUUCUCCCUUCUCCUUCCGCAGCUUCCCCUGCCUCCGCUGAACACUCUCUAAACUCUGUGCUGGGAGACUCCUGCUCCUCUGCUCCAGAGCCGGUGGCCUCUCAGCCUGCUGAACCUCACACCCUGCCGGAUGCUGUGCAGGGGCUGCCUGUUCCUCCUCCUCCUCCUCCUCCUCCUCCUCCCCCACCCCCUCUCGCCUCGGAGGAGAACCGCCCCCUCGCUGGCCUGGCUGCUGCCCUCGCUGGAGCCAAACUUCGGAAAGUGCCAAGGAAUGAUGAGGCGCCAAACGCUGCCCCUGGAGGUGCCAUGGGCUCUGCUGCCUCUAAGACAGAGUCCUCUCGUGGCAAUGGGCCUCUCUCUGUUGGUGGGGGAGGGCUGAUGGAAGAGAUGAGUGCCCUGCUGGCCAGGAGGAGAAGAAUUGCCGAAAAGGGAUCAACACCUGAACCCGAGCAGAAAGACAAAGCUGAUGAACCGGAACCUUCGGCUCCAAAAGUGUCUUCAUCAGGCACACCAGAUAUGGCUAGAAAGCCAUGGGAACGGACAAAUACGAUGAAUGGUAGCAAAUCACCGGUUAUUUCAAGACGGGAUUCACCAUGGAGAAAUCAGAUGGUUUCUGACAACAGGUUCUUUGAUUCAUUAAACAGGCCGAAGUCCACACCUACGCCAACUGGAUCCCUAAGUGCCAAUGGGAUGCCAACAGAAGGUCUAGACUAUGACAGGCUGAAACAGGACAUAUUAGAUGAAAUGCGGAAGGAACUGACAAAACUGAAAGAAGAACUCAUUGAUGCUAUCAGGCAGGAACUGGGCAAGUCCAACACUGCAUAGGAGUCGAUCUUCCUUUACAUUAACCUCUUGGCCUGAACCUCAAGGUCUACUACAAUUACAACAAACAUUUAGAAGAAAUGAUGAAGGAAAAAAAAGGCAACAACAAAAAGUGAGACAUUCGUGCAAGCCGGAAUAGCAUUGAACACUACUAUAACCUGGGAAGUGUGAGACAAGCAACAGUGAAGUGCUUUGAGUUUCCUCCCUUAGAGUUUGCUGCUCCUCUUAUUCUGAAGACCUUCCCAGAGCGCAGGACUGAGUCUUAAGAGAGAAGAGUAACUGUAAUUAUGCAAAGAUGACUCUUUGUAGAGAACACAAAAAAAGGAAAAUAAAAAAAUCACAGUGUGAUAAAAGAAAUCAUUCACAUUCUGAAUAUGGAAGGUUUGCACAUAUUUGUGAAUUCAUUGAAAAAGGCACAUUUGGAGGUGUGUAUGUGAAUGGGGAGGGCAGGGGAGAAAGGGGGGCUGGGGUGGCAGUUUUGGGAAUGAAGUCUUGUGGGCUGUAGAGAAAAGCUUAUCUUUCUGGAUUAAGGACUAAAUGACUGGUGGUAGUCUACUGCUGCAGGACUCCGUAAAGCUCGUCUUCCUGAAAUACUCUUGUACCCGAAUAUGUACAUUUAAAAUCUCUGCAAGUUGUUUCUUCAUGUCUGUUCUAAUGUCAACCAUGGCCAUAUCAGGUAGCUUUAUGGGAUUGUCAUGGGAUGGCCAGUCUCUAGGUCUUUUCGACUUAAUAUUCUGAGACCUUUUUUUUUUUUUCAGAAAUGAAUGCUCAGAAACCUAACUCUAAUGAGCCUACAUCUUAUUUCCAUUUGUCGCGGGUUGGUGAGGUGAUCACGAAAGUAGAUGCCUUCCCAAGGCACUGUAGCUCCUUACCAAAUCUCAGUCUUCUCCUUUCAUUCAAAAUCAUCCGUCAAUAUUGUACAUCAUUAAAAAAACGUCUGUAGAUAGAGCUGUUUAGUUUUCCUUUUCCUUUGUUUUAUUUGAAGAUUUAAUAUUUUCAUCCAAUUUAGUGCAUGUCAGAUUUUGUAGUCCACUCAACCACCAAGGAUUUUGUUAAUCAGUUUAUAAGCAAUAAGUGUAACAUCACCAUUCAAUUGCCUUUUUUAAGUUGAGGCUCUCCUUGAUUUUUAAUUUCAGGGCCUCGAUUUUUUUUCACCAUGUCUCUUUUCUUAUCCAGAUAUUUUUUUAAAUUACUUCCAUUUUAUAAAUGCUUAGGAAUCAAUAAAAUUGAGACAGCGCAAGGGAUGGGUUACUAUUGGAUAGUCUAUGAAAUUAUAGCCAUGGUAAAUUUAAUUACAUUUAUUUCAUUUUGGAUUCUAGAAAGCUAAAUUAGUUUGCUAAUUGCUGCUGUAUUCUAGGUUUAAUGCCUCUCAGCUUCAGACAUAAGGCUUUCACUGAAUAAGAAUGUUUAAGCAGAAGGAGAAAAUGAUGAUUUGACUUAACAGCAGAAACCUUUUAUUUUUGCCAGAUUUGCAACUUUUACUACAUCAAUUUUUUAAUUAACUGUCUGGAAAUUCCUUCUCCACCUUGUGAGGGCUGUUAUUUACUUUGUAUUACAAAUGUAACUUUAUUCUUGGUAGUACUGAAUUAAUUUGCAAACUUAUUCUACAAUAAAUAAUACAUUUCAGUGUGUGAACAAAAUGGCAAACAAAAAGUCUCAAAACUGUGAAAAGUGUGAAAGAGACUCUCAGGCCCAGUUUUCCUGGUGGACAAACUGUGGGCAGAUUGUUGAUCUAAUUCAUUUUCCAAGUAUUUUGCCCUUGGCCCUACAGGAAACAAAUAAGGACCUGUUUGCAUUUGAGUAAUGUAUCACUAAACAUGUUUCCUACAAACAAUGGUUGGUGUUUUAGGAAACUGAAAACCCCCAAACUCCAAAAAACACUAUUUUGAAUAACCCAAACCCUUGCCCUCUCGUCCUUUCUAUGUUUGAUUUCAUUUGUUUGCCAGUUCAGCCUGCAUUGUUAAUGACAAGGUAGCCUUGCUUUUUCAAUGAAUUGUUACAUUUCUGCCAUCUGUGAUAUCAUCCAAAAUGGCUAAGGUUAUAAAAGGCAAAACUAGUGAUGAAGCAAUAGGACACAUUUUAACACUUUUAUUUCUCAGUGUAACAACAAAAUAGGUUUUCGUCAUCUCAUUAAGACACAGUAUAGACAAGAGAGCUACUGCAGGAGUUUCUGUUGUCUUAUUGUUUCAUUUCAACUGCUUAGCCGUGUGUUGUAGAACCAAGAUGUUGAACAUUUGUGCAGUGUUGACUGUUUAUAGCAUUGAUUGCACUUUAAAACCCAUUUGGAUUCAUACUGUUUCUGUUGACAUGAUAGUGGCCAAUGCCUCAUUGUGACAGUGUGGCAAUUUCACCAAAGUUACCAAUAAUUCCCCCCAUUCUAUGUAAUGCCACGUUUUGCCAUCUGUGACUACCUGUAUGAACAAGAAAAUAGCAACAAAAACAUUCAUCAUAUCAUCAGGUGUGUGCUUUGGGAGCUAAAAUAUUUUGAUCAAGGUGAAAUACAUCUAUUAAUGGAUGAACCUGUUUGUGAUCCUAAUAGGUUUGUGCCUUGUUCUGAAGUUGUUUUAAUAUGUUGAAGAAAAUGUUAAUUCUAGAAGCUGUCAUAACUUUGUAAAUGAUUGUUUUUUGCAUUCUGCUAUAGGUAUUUAAAAAAGGGAGAUCUGAGGUUAAUGUUUGUUUUAGAAAAAGAAUGCUUUCUUCAUCAGAACUCUGUUUGCUGUAUUUGUUUUUCUCAGCACCCCAUGUAAUGACAUUUUUGGCAGAUUGAUGUUCCAGUAAUAGGUUCAGAGGCUGUGGGAGAGUCUGAAUGGUUGUCUCAUAAAUUUUUCUGCAGUCAAGUAAAUUGAAUGUUAAAAUCAAAAUGCUGGUUCUAAACACUUCUCCCCACAUUACGAUUGUAAAACCUUUUCAGAAAAUUGGCUGGCAUAAGCGGACGCUCAAGUGAAUGCCAGAGAAAUGGAACUGAAUCUAACUGAAAAUCAUCAAUGUUUCCUUUUAUUACUUUUUUUGAGUCUUUUAUCAUUCACAUUGUACCAUACUGUUCCUGAUGUUACAUUUUAAAUUUCUUACAUGCUAACAUUGUUUGAGCGAAUGAAAUAAAAUUGCAAUACAUUAA